AUGUCUUUAUCUCUUCAAUCCCUGGUCUUCAACCUCACUGCAUGUGCUGCCAUUGGCGACCUCAGCAGCUGCUCCGUGGCCUGUGCCGAGCACGCCUCAGGGGACGCCACGGCGGUCUGCGCGGCAGAGGGCGGCACCUUUGCCUUCGAGGGCUGCCGGGCGCAUUGCUUGGCCCUGCCGCGAUAUCACCCAUCCACGCAUCCGGAUGGUGUGGUCCAAGCGGCUGAAGUGAGCUGUGCAGAGGGCACUUCGAUCCUACACGGGGCCACGUGCAGUCCAGUUUGCGAAGAGGAGCAGUCUUUGGGUGGCAACAAGUGCCAGGGAAGAAAGCAGAAUCCACAGGAAUGA
This is a messenger RNA of Durusdinium trenchii, 348 nucleotides long. The record is from the annotation of a GenBank genome assembly. NCBI's taxonomy places the organism in Eukaryota, Dinophyceae, Suessiales, Symbiodiniaceae.